GUAUAUACGUGUGUUUCUUCAGAUAUUUUGUCCUAUCGUACUCUUAUGUUGGUUCGAAGCUUGCAACGUAACAUCAUUUGCUUUGUUUUACUUAAGGUGUCAUUUCUAAUAUUUUAUCUCUCCUUGAUAAGAAACUUUUUGUCUGGAAUUGUCCUAUCCUUAGUACAAAGAUCUGCGUGUAAGGGGGUGAUGUGGGGAGGCAGGAAAAACAAAAAUCACCAGUUGUAACAGUCAAUGGGAGAAUUUUGACCCCUUACGUACGCCCCUGUGUCAGUGUAGUCUAUGAUACAUGGGUUGGUUGUGUAAGGCUCAGCUUUUACUUCUACGUUUCCUGACCAGACUGGCUUAUGUAAGCAGGGAUGGGUAUUGCCAGUGCACAGAGGGACUUUCCAUGCAGGUUCUUUGUGAGGAAUCAUUUCUGUGUGCAAUGUACCGGCGGCAGAUCACUGCAGUCACCGCCCAGUCCCCUCCCCCCACCUACUCCUAAUGUGCUGUCCCUUUAAGGCUUCAAAAAAAAUCCUAGUGAGUCAGCAAUAGAGGAAGUGUCUCCUGUGUUUUUAUACAGUCUCUUCCUGCCCAUCACAUGAGAGAUCUUCUGUUCUCCGCCAUGUACAGUCAUACCCUGCUUCUCGCCCUCGUCUCCUGGGUUCACGGGGGGCUUUACUUUCAGGAGGGUCAACACUGCUACAAACCAGUAUCUAGGGGCAGCUUCGGAGUCAGGACCUACCCUCGUCCACAUGAAUACAUCCCUGUAGGAAGUCUGCCAAAGGUCUGGGACUGGCGUAAUGUGAACGGAACCAACUAUGUCAGCUCUACACGAAACCAGCACAUCCCACAAUACUGUGGAUCAUGCUGGGCACACGGGAGUACCAGCGCUAUGGCAGAUCGAAUUAAUAUUAAAAGGAAAGGAGCGUGGCCAUCAGCAUACCUGUCUGUGCAGAAUGUGAUCGACUGUGGAAACUCAGGAUCCUGUGAGGGUGGUGACCACGGAGGAGUGUGGGAGUACGCCAACACCCAUGGCAUUCCGGAUGAAACCUGCAACAACUACCAGGCGAAGGACCAGGAGUGCAACAAGUUCAACCAGUGCGGGACCUGCCUCACAUUCCACAAAUGUUUCUUCCUCUCCAAUUACACUCUGUGGAAAGUCCGUGACUACGGUUCGGUCAGUGGGAGGGAAAAGAUGAUGGCUGAGAUCUACAAAAAUGGCCCUAUCAGCUGUGGUAUAAUGGCUACAGACAAGCUUGAUGCCUACACUGGAGGGCUGUAUGCAGAAUACCAGCCAAGCCCGAUGGUGAAUCACAUUGUCUCAGUGGCUGGAUGGGGCGUUGAUGAGAACGGAGUGGAAUACUGGGUGGUCCGCAACUCUUGGGGAGAACCUUGGGGUGAGAAGGGCUGGCUGCGGAUAGUGACAAGCACGUACAAAGGAGGUAAGGGAGCAGACUAUAACCUGGCCAUUGAAGAAGACUGUGCUUAUGGAGACGUAAUAGUCCCAUGAAGACGCUGGGAUCUGACUACAAGGAUGGAGACAAGAAAAUACAAGCUGCAUUUACCGCCUUACCAGUAACAGGACAAUCUCUGUACAGGACAGAAGCUGUUUACAGCCCCACACAAUCUCGGUAUAUUACAGCAGGAUCAACACUACCUGUAAAGGUUUUCCUGCUGUCAGUGCUGGACUAUAGGACUAUAAAAGAUUAUUUUUACCUGUAUGUUGCUGUAUCCUUUACUUGACUCUAUUUAGAAUAUUUUGUAUCACGUGGAACAGACUGACCGAUUGCUACGCAAGAAGUGUCAACAGGAAAGGCAACACACACUGUGAUCCUCAACAAUGCAGACGUACAACUGAUCCAACCUGUUACUAUAGGUCAGCGUUUUCCCAACCAGAGUGCCUCCAGC
Messenger RNA from Hyla sarda, 1893 nucleotides. RefSeq names its product cathepsin Z (gene CTSZ). Lineage: Eukaryota; Metazoa; Chordata; Amphibia; Anura; Hylidae. The coding region runs from base 584 to 1495 and encodes 303 amino acids. Gene Ontology annotation, molecular function: cysteine-type endopeptidase activity. The record is from RefSeq and is a predicted model, not a curated record. The transcript has 6 exons. Gene Ontology annotation, cellular component: lysosome.